AAGGUUGCAAAAACGCGUAAGGAAUAUGACCGUUUGUCUGCUGGGCUUUUGGACGCGCUUUGUCUGGGAUCGAUGGGAGGGCUGCGCGUGGCACUUUUGUCUUUCUCUUUCCAACCCGUUCGACCUUGGCCGACUCGACCCAACCCUCAGAUGGCAUCCGCAGCCGCCGGCUUCAUCAUCCGCAGCGGCACCAACCUCUUCGAUCCGUCCACCAACACCACCCUCCGCUUCGUCUCCUUCAACACCCCAACGCUCUCCCUUCAAGAUGACCCAUCCUUCGUCGUCCCAACCCCCUUCGAGCAGGACGAUCUCCUCUCCUCCAUCCAACAAAUGGGAAGCCGCGUCGUCCGCAUGUACGCAUUGAGCGUGCAAAUGCCUUCGGAAACGGCGACCGCCACCAAACAUAUUGUGAAAUCAGCAACCGAUGGGAAAAUCGGGUUGCAGGAGGUUGUGAUGAGAGGACUGGACAGCGCUUUGGCAUUGGCGAGACAGAGGAAUGUCAAGGUGAUCAUACCCUUAAUAGAUCGUUGGGAGUGGUGGGGCGGCAUCAGCAGCUUCGUUCAGCUUGUGGAUGCAUCGCUGCCUACAUCGGCUUUCUUCACAAAUACCGCCGUGAUAUCUUCCUUCAAAAGCAUCAUCGUGCAACUGCUGACACGAAACAACACCGUCAAUGGAAUCCCUUACCGCAAUGAUAGCACGGUCAUGUUGUGGGAGACGGGCAACGAGCUCGAACUCGAUGACGGAAAGACGCCGGCGGCUUGGACGAGAGACAUCGCCGCGUAUAUCCGGUCGUUUGACUCACAGCACUUGAUAAUGGACGGGUCCUUCAAGCACGGGUGGGACGCGGAGGUGCUCGCGGAUCCAAAUAUAGAUGUCUUUUCGAACCAUUUCUAUCGGAAUUUCGUGCCGACGACAGGUGAAUGGGCGCUGUGGGCCGUGCUGACUGCGAUUCUGAUUAUCGCGAUGGUCAUGCUUUGCAUGCUGGUGUGGUCUCCACGGAAAAUUAAGGUCGUGAGAGAGGCGAAGGGGACGGAUGUGAAGCGUUCGACGAGGUUAAAGCAGCUCCUUUUGGCGAUAGUGGCGUUGGGGGCCAUGGCAGGUGCCGGCGCUGGGAUAGCUGUUCAGGUGCUUCAUCGGGUAGAGAACCCGCGAUACGGGGAUUCUAGCGCUUCCGAUGCGGUGACUGUCGCAUCAUACAACAAAGCGUACAUCGUCGGAGAGUUCGGUUUCAGUGCCGUCGCUUCGAUCCAGGAUGUCAUCGGCAACGUGGUGCGCAAACAAGAAGCGCUGGCAGGCGCCCUCGUGUGGAGUCUGAGGGGCCAUAGCAGCGCUGGUGGAAUGUACACGCACAAAGAAGCGCACGAUUACCAAUCGUACCAUUUCCCAGGCUUCCCAGCCGCCCCGGGAUUCGGACCCGACGAGCAGGAAGUCAUCAACGCCGUCAAGACCGGCGCACAACAAAUCGCCGCUCAAACCGGUUUCUCCAUCCCAGCGGCCACGCUUCCCGUACCGCCAACAUUGCUCAACGCAACCUCGCCAGCGCUCACAUGGCGCGGGUCAGCAGGCGCGUCCAGUUACAGCGUCGAACGCGCGGAUGCCGCUGCUGCGACGCCGACGUGGACGGUUGUGGGCUCGCAGGUGAUGGACAAUGUGCCGCAGAAUAAGACGUUGUUUACGGAUAGCAGUAGCGUUAGGGGAGUGCCGUAUUUGUAUAGGGUUAGAGCGAACAAUGCGCUUGGGACGGGGAACGCUAGCAAUGCGGUUACGAUUACUGGAUAAGGCCAGCUGCUUUGAAUCUCAACAAGAUCGUCAGCAUAGCAAACAUUCAACUGCGACUGAGAGGAAUCUCGGGCUUUCAAAUCGCUUUGCAUACUAAGGACUAACUGAACCAGAAGACGUCU
Fimicolochytrium jonesii is the source of this 1901-nucleotide messenger RNA. Its product is annotated as glycoside hydrolase superfamily. The transcript has a single exon. Gene Ontology annotation, molecular function: hydrolase activity, hydrolyzing O-glycosyl compounds; protein binding. The coding region runs from base 73 to 1779 and encodes 568 amino acids. The record is from RefSeq and is a predicted model, not a curated record. Lineage: Eukaryota; Fungi; Chytridiomycota; Chytridiomycetes; Spizellomycetales; Powellomycetaceae.